UAGCAUUGCACCAGUCUCAAAAUAGAUUACUUACAGUAUGUUCUUACACAGAAGCAAAAGUAAAUUAAUGAACUUACAGUAUGUUCUUACACAGAAGCAUAUACAACUCUGUUUUUUGUUUUCAAAGCUUUUGACUCAUUUGGUUUAUAAUAAGUUCUCUCCUUCAUAGUCUCUCACAUCUCUCUCUCUCUCUCCAAGUACUACACUCACCUUCCAUACUCUAGCUCUCUCUCUCUCUCUCUCUCUCUCUUCCAACGUCCUCCAUGGCUGAAAAUGAAGAUGAUGUUGUCCUUCCUCGUUUCUUCAAGGUUUUCCUCUCAGAAACAGCCUCUGAAUCAAUGGCCAUCCCAAUGUCCUUUAAUGAGCAUCUUGAAGAUCCACUUCCACAGAAAGCUAAGCUCCAAGGCACUGGAGGUGGAGUUUGGACUGUGACCUUCACCACAAUACGUGACUGUGCUUAUUUCACAUCUGGAUGGUCCAAAUUUGCAGAGGACCAUGAACUCAAGGACGGUGAGUUCUUGACCUUUGUCUAUGACGGUCACCACACCUUUGAAGUGAGUGUCUUCGGUCAUGGUCGUUGUAAAGAGACAAGAGCUGUGGUGGAGACAGUGGACCUUUCUGAUUCUGGUGAAGAAGAAGAAGAAGAAGAUUCUUCAGUGGAAGAUGAUGGUGAAGUUGAAAAAGUGAGCCAGAGUAUCUAUCCUGUUGACAGCAACCAGACAGUAUCAGAUGAUGCAGUUGUUGCAUGGCUUUCGAGUAUGGAGGUCACUGGAAAUCCAUGCUUUACCACCAACCUCAAGCAGAGGACAUAUGAGCUGUUGAUUCCGGCAAAUGUGGUUAGAGAACAUGCGCUUACGUUUGGAGACAACAUCAAGUACAUUGAUGCAGAAGGGGUCAUGAAAGGGGUAAGAGGGAAGUGGGCUGAGGAUAGGGUUUGCUUCAAAGGAUGGGACAGUAUCUGUAGGAGGAACAGGCUUAAAGAGCGAGAUACAGUCAACUGCGAGAUGCUUCAUAUCAGGAAGAAAGUUCACUCAGUCAAAAUCACAGUCACAUGUGGUUGAGUCUCUUAUCAUCAGCUCAUCACCAUCAUUAUCAAGAUACAACGGGAGACAUGCUUAAAAAAAAAGCCACAGAGGCAUUCCAUAGUAAGCAUUCAAAAUACAACAAAAACA
Messenger RNA from Brassica rapa (field mustard), 1172 nucleotides. RefSeq names its product B3 domain-containing protein REM20. Lineage: Eukaryota; Viridiplantae; Streptophyta; Magnoliopsida; Brassicales; Brassicaceae. Gene Ontology annotation, molecular function: DNA binding. The record is from RefSeq and is a predicted model, not a curated record.